UUUCCGUCGUCUUCUUCAUUCACCCUGAUUCUGCUGCUGCUGCUUCUUCACAGCCUCCAUAUCUAUCCCUUAUAUCUCAUUUCUCUGAUUUCCUCUCUCUAAUUCGAGUGGACAUUGGUUCUUGGGGCUCUUUUUUUCAUCCUCUUCCCUCCUUUCUUCUUCAUCCCUGCUUUUUCCUUUCAAGCAGGUGAUUUUUCUUUCUCUUUUUCUCCCCCCUUCUCCUAAAUUUUUCAUUCGCCCCUCCCCCUCUCUGGUUUUUUCCGGUAGUAGUGCUGUCAUCUAUGGCUUUGCUUUCGGCUUUGCUGGGAAUUUUGGCGAAAUCCUCAGUGGUCGAUAUAUUGGGCGACCUCUUUAUUUUUAUUGCUUCACUCUGGAUUGCGGUUAUUGUUGGUGUUCUGGUUGGUUGGGCAUGGAAACCCAAAUGGGCUAAUUUUGGCAGGGACAUGUUAGAUAGCUUGGUUCCAAAUGACAAUAAUUCUUCAUCUUCCUCCUUGUCCACGCGUUUCGCCUCAAUUCCCAGCUUAAAUUUGUUCAAGACUAAGUUGCCUGGUUUCAUUGCCUGGCCUUCCAAUGUUGGGUAUCAGGAGGAGUCUUCUUCCCCUGAGUGCAGUUCGUCGCAGGUUGAAAAAGAUAAAUCUCUCUUGACAGAACAAGAUUUGGAGCAUUUAUGCAAGCUGGUUGAGGAAAAAGAUGGAGGCCAUGCUUGGAUUCAGAUGAUGGACCGUUCUACCCCACGCAUGAGCUAUCAAGCUUGGAGGAGAGAUCCAGAGAAUGGACCUCCCCAGUAUCGCAGCAGGACUGUGUUUGAAGAUGCAACUCCUGACUUGGUUAGAGAUUUCUUCUGGGAUGAUGAAUUCCGAUCGAAGUGGGAUGACAUGCUUAUACAUGCUACAACAUUAGAAGAAUGCAAAGUUACCGGAACAAUGGUAGUGCACUGGGUGCGCAAGUUUCCCUUUUUUUGUAGUGAUAGAGAAUAUGUGAUAGGUCGUCGAAUUUGGGAAUCAGGACAAUCUUACUACUGUGUAACAAAGGGAGUACCAUACCCCUCUGUGCCUAGACGUAACAAACCUAAACGAGUUGAUCUAUACUAUUCUAGCUGGUGUAUUCGUGCAGUUGAAUCAAAGAAAACUGGUGAGAUGACUGCAUGUGAAGUGUUAUUGUUUCACCAUGAAGAUAUGGGUAUACCCUGGGAAAUAGCUAAGCUUGGAGUUCGUCAGGGAAUGUGGGGAGCUGUGAAGAAGAUUGACCCUGGACUACGAACGUAUCAGAAAGAGAGGGCUUCAGGUGCUCCAUUAUCUCCUUCUGCCUGCAUGGCUAAUAUCAACACAAAAGUAAGUGCAGACUAUCUGAGAUAUCUGGAAAGCACAAGCAGUAGUAACAACAAUAUGCUGGAGAUUGAGAAUCAAGACUCUUCUAGCAAACCAGUUGGGAAGACCAUACCGAAGCUUCUAGUUGUUGGGGGAGCUAUUGCUCUUGCGUGCACCCUUGAUCGAGGUCUCUUGACUAAGGCAGUCAUAUUUGGAGUUGCCAGGAGGUUUGCCAAAAUUGGAAGAGGCUUGUGAAGUUGCAAUGCAGAAUGCAUUCUGCAUCACUGGAAAGGAGCGUUCAAGUCAUAUUGCCGAAGGAAAAGGGAAACACACCUAAUUUAUUGCCUUCAGGAAACUGCUCGUUGGCAUUGUUUUUUCUACAUUAGUUUUAUUUCAUAUGGGCAGGCAGCUUUUAAGUGCAGGAAGGGAGCUUGUAUAUUGUUUUUGUAAUUGAAGGUAUCUCACACUUCAGGAAUAACAUCAAUAUUUGUUUUACUCCAGACACUUUCUUUUCUGUAUAUUGUUAUUUUGGCGUUGGAUUAUCAAAGAGCAGUUCAGAGUAUUUAAA
Neltuma alba is the source of this 1875-nucleotide messenger RNA. RefSeq lists its product as uncharacterized. Lineage: Eukaryota; Viridiplantae; Streptophyta; Magnoliopsida; Fabales; Fabaceae. The transcript has 6 exons. Gene Ontology annotation, molecular function: lipid binding. The record is from RefSeq and is a predicted model, not a curated record. Bases 282 to 1562 code for a protein of 426 amino acids.